Stereum hirsutum FP-91666 SS1 is the source of this 1023-nucleotide messenger RNA. RefSeq lists its product as uncharacterized. The transcript has a single exon. NCBI's taxonomy places the organism in Eukaryota, Fungi, Basidiomycota, Agaricomycetes, Russulales, Stereaceae. The record is from RefSeq and is a predicted model, not a curated record. The coding region runs from base 1 to 1023 and encodes 340 amino acids.
AUGUCUACUAUGACCUUGCCUGACUCAACCACGCUUCAUUCCUCUCAGCAGUCGAUCCCUCCUGUUGAAACUCCUGGAGGCACGUCUAGUAUUCCGGAUGGACCAUUUACCUUUCGGCCCAUGAAGCCUCUGCCAUUUCGCGAAGCUACCAACACUAGGACUAGGGCCAGGACCAAGAUCAACCCCGACACCAUCACUGACGCAUCGUCUCAAGCCCAAAAAUCUACACCUCGCGAUGCUCGCGUCGAUGUCUCAACUAUCAGUCGUGCCAAGGGGCCAGCCGACGUGCAGGAGGAAGAAGACGAACAGGCCAGUUCAAAGCGUCGACGAACCGCCUCUUCUCCGGACGCCCCAGACACGCCUCAAACUAAAGCCUCCCAAGGACAAAAAAUCAUAAUCGUAGGCGGAGACGACGCCAUCUCGAGAACGGUCGUCAUCACUCUAGCCUCCGUCAUCCCGCCCACGUCCGUUCUGCAAUGGAACUUCAAACCAUCCUCCCGGACGGCCUUCACCCGCUCCUCCCCUUCCUCUUCCUCUUUCUCUUCCACAUCCUCGUUCUCAUCCUCGUUCUCGCUCUUCCCGGCAUCCUCAUACUUAUACUCAGACCUCCCAAGCAACGCCGACAAAUCCGUCGCCACCGCCGCCAGCGUCGCACUCACUACACUCAAGAACAAACAGCGAAUAGCGCAAUGGGCACGAUUCGGCAGCCUUGCGAAAGCGGCGGCGCAGGGGGCCUUAGUAGCCCAACCUCAACCACAACCUCAGCCUCAGUCUCCAGCUCAAUCUCAAUCUCAAUCUCAGUCGCAGUCUCAAUCCCAAUCUCAGCCUCAAGCUCGAUCUCAGUCGCAGUCUGAGGAAAGAAGAAAGGAGUCCUCGGCCGUGCCACACAGCUCGACGUCGUUAGCAAUCGCAUCGAUCGUAGCGGCCCUAGAGCUCGAGGUAUCCGAAUCGCCCUAUUGGACUCGCUCGAAGUAUCCCCUUGAUCUGGAUUCGGAAUCAUCGGAAGAAGAGGACGAGCCUUGA